This is a messenger RNA of Paramecium tetraurelia, 642 nucleotides long. RefSeq lists its product as uncharacterized. The record is from RefSeq and is a predicted model, not a curated record. NCBI's taxonomy places the organism in Eukaryota, Ciliophora, Oligohymenophorea, Peniculida, Parameciidae. The transcript has 2 exons.
AUGAGAUGUAAAACAUACGAUAACUAUGACUCUUUUAAAACAUUAUAAUCUCCCCGUCUUCAUCCAUUUCGAUAGCACAAGAGUUCUAAAUCAGAGGACAUAGAUAUGUUGCAAUUUCAGAACAUGAAUUACUCUUCAGUGCAUGAAGUUUCCCUCAACAAUGAUUAAAAUGAAUUAAUCAAGAAAUAGGAAGAAUAAAUCCAUUAGCUGCAACAUCAAGUUGAAGUGCUUGAAAAGAUGAUUGCAAAUUAUGCAAACGUACAAAGACUAUAAACAUUUGUGUCAUAAGUCUUUAAUGAGAUCGGCUUGAUAAACAAGGAAAACAUAUUUGAACCCAAAUUGCAUUCACUUUGCUUAAUCAAAAUAAACGAAUAGAAACUCAAACUAAAGGAACAAAAUAAAUUUAUUUCUUGCUUAAAAGACCUAGUAGUGUCAUGCUCCCCUCCUGACUAUUUUUCAGCAGAUCAAAUGCCUAAUCUUAAAUAAAUCUGGAGGUGCAUCAAAGCAAUGCUAGCUGAAUGCAUCGAAAAUAAAAGAAUAAAUUAAGAACAGCAACAACUGAUAUCGUAGUUAACCAAAGGGAUGAUGUCUUAGUCGUAAAAGUAAAUGAUGCAAACUUUAACUAGAAAUAAAUUAAAUUGA